UUGAUGUGGAGCGCCGUGCUGGAGAUUUUAUGGAGGCUGUCAAGAACCUUCAACUCUAUUUUGUUAGUUUGCAGCGGGAGGAUCAGCCUACCCAAGCAGAAAUCCUUCGGAGGGAGAUUACCAGAAUGGAAGGAGAAUUAAAUUUUAAGGAUGACCUUAUCCGUCAGCAAGAGAGAAUUAUUCAAGGAUGGAGGUUAAAGG
Oldenlandia corymbosa var. corymbosa is the source of this 201-nucleotide messenger RNA. The record is from the annotation of a GenBank genome assembly. NCBI's taxonomy places the organism in Eukaryota, Viridiplantae, Streptophyta, Magnoliopsida, Gentianales, Rubiaceae.